Prunus armeniaca (apricot) is the source of this 708-nucleotide messenger RNA. The record is from the annotation of a GenBank genome assembly. Lineage: Eukaryota; Viridiplantae; Streptophyta; Magnoliopsida; Rosales; Rosaceae.
AUGUUGUAUAUUUACCACGUCAUAACUGAAGCGGCAGUAAGCGUAGUAUUGUUUCGGGAAAAGAACUACCUCCAACAACCUAUUUUCUAUGUCAGCAAGAGCCUGAUUGACACUGAGAAGAGAUACACUCUGGUAGAGAAACUUGUCUUGGCAUUGGUAGAAGCCAAGAGGAAACUCUGGCAAUAUUUCGAGGCUCAUACCAUUACAGUGCUCACGAAUCAGCGUAUUAAAGCAAUCUUGCCCAAGCCAGAUCUGUCGGGUAGAGUCACAAAAUGGACGAUCGAGUUAGGAGCAUUUGACAUCAGGUACCAACUGAGAACAUCUAAAAAAGGACAGGUAGUUACUGAUUUUCUCGUUGAAUGUUAUCCCAUAGAAGGAAUGCAUGAGAAACAAAGGGAUACGGUAGGAGCAUGGUGCAACAAGGAAACACCGUGGGAGUUAUAUGCAGACGGCUUAUCCAACCGGGUAGGGGCCAAGGUCGGGAUCUUCCUUUCUUCGCCAAAAGAAAUAGAGCUAGAAUACUCUAUCAUAUUGGAUUUCUCUGCCUCAAACAAUGUUGCUGAAUAUGAAGCCUUGGUAUUGGGAUUGAAAAUUGUCGGACUACUGAAGAUAUGUAAUUUAAAGGUGUACAGUGACUCCCAACUUAUAGUCAAUCAAGCAAAUGAGGAAUACGCGACCAAAGACGAAAGGAUGGAGGCGUAUCAAUAA